CAUUUUUACAUCAAAGAUAUCAAAGGUUACUGUUCUUUACGGUUACAGUUCAUAUCAAAGAAAACAACACAUCAAGUGUAAUAUAAAUUCAAAUGUAUACAUAUUUUUCGCAUAAUUACGUACUACAAUAAUUGCUGUGCUAUAAUGAAAUUUUGUAUAAUUUCAAUCCUAUUAUGUGUUGUUCUCUCAAAUGCAGAAUACGCAUUAGAGAAGAGAAGUGCGCAUUACAGAUUGGUAAGAUAUAUAAUGUCUGAUGCAAACCAAAAUCGAUUUCUGGAUAUUUCAUCUAUAAUAGAUAACUGCAGACGAAAUGGAAUGACGGCAGAAACCCUAAAUAAAUUGAAGGAAACGUUUGAUGAUGUCGAAUUAUGUGCAGGUAAAAAACAAAUAUAUUUUGUGCCAGAAGCUGAAUUCAUACAAAACAUUAAUGACUGCAGCAAAGAAUUGGUCCGACUUAGUAAAGCCUGCUUAAAGGAGAGUCAGGGCUAUUAUCCAGAUUUACUUGUAGCAGCACAAAAUUCAGUAACACACUUUAUGUAUGCUAACAAAGAUGUUGUAAGCUCUAAUGAGGUACAGCAAUGCUACAGAAAAGUAUUGAAAAAUAAUAUAGCCCGUGAUAAAUAUAGGCAAUGUAUUGGAAAAGCUUCAGAAGGAGUCGACAAAGUCGAGAUUCCUCAUAGUAAAGCUGAAGCAUGUCGGGUUCUCAUCAAGAUUUCUAAAUGUCUUCCGCAGAUGUUUACUGACCAAUGCGACGCGUCUUCCAACUUAGAUAAAUUCUUGAAAGCAUACGACGAAGUAAUAGCUGGUCCCUGCUCAGCUUAAAAACAAAAUUGUUUAUUAUACAUAAUACAUAACUAAAUAAAGGAAUUACUGAGUAUCUAUAUUUGUGUUUCAAACUACCUGUUAUUGCAAUUUAAAAAAAAUAAAAUUAUUAAAGCUUA
Molecule: messenger RNA, 941 nt
Organism: Diabrotica virgifera virgifera (western corn rootworm)
Lineage: Eukaryota; Metazoa; Arthropoda; Insecta; Coleoptera; Chrysomelidae
Exons: 6
Coding region: 145-822 (225 amino acids)
Source: RefSeq, a predicted model, not a curated record